Messenger RNA from Podarcis lilfordi (Lilford's wall lizard), 27887 nucleotides. The record is from the annotation of a GenBank genome assembly. Lineage: Eukaryota; Metazoa; Chordata; Lepidosauria; Squamata; Lacertidae.
GGAGCCGCUGCCGGCCCGGCCCAGGAAAGCAGCGGCGGAGCAGCAGGAGCCGCGACCGGCAGGUGAGCGAGCCGCGGGAGGCCGGCUGCGCCGCCCGGGGACGCGGAGGGGCGCUGCCCGGCUGGCUCCGAGUCCGUCCUCCUCGGGACCCCGGAGCCCCCUCGCCGCGCUCUCCCCAUCUCGCUUAGGGAGGAGGAGGGACCCCCGUCCCGGACUCGACUUCCAGGCUGGGGACCCGGGGGGGCGCCGGGGGGGGUGGCCCUGCCCUAAGCAGCGUCUCUUGGGGGGUGUCCUGUGGAAAGGGGGUCCCCCUUGUUUGCUAAUGGGGAGGAGAGAGGAGCCUUGCCGAGCGAGCAUCUCUUUGGGCGGGGGGGCAUCGAGGUCCUUUCCGGGCGCCCCCCAAGCAGGACGCGAAGGCAGCAGCCUUCCCCUGAUCUUCAGAGGUACACUGCCUUAGCACAUGGAGGCUUUACUUCGUUAUCCUGGCUGAUUACGCUCGAUACAUCUAGUUUCUGUCGAAUUCAUCUUAUCUUGGCAGCUAUUGCCGCAUCUUGCGAUGGUGAGUUCCACAGUUUUUGUAUGCUGUGUGUGAAGAAGUCCCUUCUCUUGGAUUGUCCUAAUCUCCUGCUCUUCUACCUUCAUUGUGUGGCCCCUGAGGGAGGGGAAACUUUUAUCUCUCCACACCAGGAAUAAUCUUGCACACCUCUGUGAUCUCUCUUCUUAUCUUUUCUCUAAACUAAAAAGACCCAAAAGCAGCCUUGCCUCAUAGGGGGGGUCUGUCCAUUCCCUGGAUCAGUUUGGUGGCAGGCUUAUGAACCUUUUCCAACUCUGCAAUUUAUUUUCUUUCUCUUUCUUUCUUUCUUUCUUUCUUUCUUUCUUUCUUUCUUUCUAGCUUCCAGAUCUGUGCGGCUGCACCACAGAUUUAUGCAAAGGCAUCAUGAGUCAAGGGCAGUUCUCUCUGCCUUGCCUAAUAAUUUCCCGUUUUUAACUGCAGCUGCAUGCUGAGGGCUCUUUUCCUCUGCUUCUAAAUAGUUGUCUCCGGGUGCAGUUUGGAUUGGGGCCAUUUUGCUGUGUGUGGGUGGGGGGUUUAACCCCUAGCUGUGCAAUUGGGUAAUUUUAGACUCCUAACUUCAUGGUCUUAUGGGAGCCCCCCACAAUUUAGGAAGCAACAUGCACCACUUACCUCAGAAUUAGGAUGGGGGCUCUAUUCUGCUGACUGGGCUUUGGGUUCCCAGUGCCCCACUGAUUAACCCUUCCCACACUUUAAACCACCCACCUCCUUUGCUCCCCAAGCUUCUAUUAGCUGUGGAGAGGUGCUCUGGAUAUUUCUUAAAUGACCACAGCCAGUUCAUACCCCAUCAGAAGAUAGAUAGAUAAACUUUAUUCGCAUUCACUUUAUUAUAGCCAACGGCCAUAGCAACAUAAAACAAGCAAUAUAUACAAUUAAAAAGACAACAAUGGGUAAAAAGGGCAUUCAAAUGACCAAGAUUAUUGUUCAAAUAGUGUCCCAUCAGAAUUUCACCCCCCCACCCACCCAAUAAACGUGCACCACAGAAAACCACACUUGUCUUUGAAAGUCCAUUUAGGAGAGAUCCUUCUGGAAAUCCUUGGAAAUUCCUCUUUCGUUUUUAACCACCCUAGAUAAUUUGGUACCAUCAGCAGACCUGGCCACCUCCACCCCAACUCCUGGUCGCAUGUUAAAAAGCACAACUCUCCAUAUUGGGUGGAAGAAAAUCUCUGCCUGCCUCCAGGGGCUCAUUUUCCAUUGUUUUUACCCCUGUGUUCAGAAGUUGGUUUAGCACCGCUUUCAAAACUUAUUUUUACCUGUUUCUGUGAUGUGUUUGUAAACUGUCUUGAAAUGCAUGUAAAAGUCAAUUGACUUUUUUAAUUAUAAUUAAAUAACAGUGAUCCUUGGAGGACCCCCCCUCCCCAGCUUUCUUCCCCCUUCCAUUGUGAGAACUACCCAUUUAUUAUUCCCUCCAGUUGUUUAUCUGGAAGAGGAACUUUCCUCUUAAUCCUAUCACUGCUGAGUUUACUUUGUGGAGAUGUUUUGGGAAGUCCAGGGGUAUCAUGUUUGCUGGAUGACCCUUAUCGAUGUGCUUGUUGACACUUUGAGAACACCCAGCGCCUGGCCUCUCUUUUGCAGGAGCUGCCAGGUGAGGCUUGCUCCACCUACGCUUCAGCAAUGCUUUCCAGGCCUGCAAUUCCUGGUUCUUUUAAAGUUUCCUUGGCUCCCUUCCACUUUUCCAAUACGCUGCAUAUCUUUGCUAAAAGUUCACCCGUCCCGGGCGAACGCCCUUUGACCCCACAGUCUGGCUUCUUAAUUCAUAACUUGCCACUGGAAUUUUUUGUCCCCUCUGUCUUGCCUUGGCUGUUGCCUCUUCCUCUGAGCCAAGAGAAGGGGAAAUGACAACAGGUACAGGGUGAGGAGUCACUUACACGGAUCAUGGCCUUGGACUGAGCCACCCACAGAUCGCCUGACAUGGAGCCCCAUGGAGAUCCUUGGUCCUCAGUCCUGGGCGGGGGGGGGCACCUGUUUCUGCCACCAAGUGCCCCCUCCUCUCCACCAAAAGGCUUCGGGGAUGGAGAGCUUAAUUGAGCUGGGGAGCUUCUCCCAGUGGCCCCCCAGGCAGUUUCAAGGGGCUGCUUCUUGCAGCAGUUCUGGCUGGUUUUACAAGGGGGGUGGGUCCAGUAAGAAAGAAAAUGAAUUAUUAUUAUUAUCACCUUUAUUUUGGCUAUGUAUACCCUGCUUUUAAAAUGCUUCCAAAUUAUGAGGGGGUGGGUGGGGAAUUCACAACAACACAACACAGAUUGAAAAUAAAUCCAGUUAAACAAAUAUUAAAGAAGCAGAAAACGGCACCAGAAGAGACAGAGUGGAAGAAAGGAUAGGAAACCACCUGUCUGAUAUGCCUGGGAGAUGAGAAGGGGGGGGGGAGGUUACCUGGAAGCCCCCCCACCCCAAUCCACUUCCCCAGUCAGUCCUCCCCCACCCCAGGAGUUAUCAUCAUAGAAAUGGCUUAGUCAAGUGGGGGUUGAUCAGGACUUUUCAGGGUCUUGCUUCCCUUCUCUGCCACUGGGGCUGGAGGAUAACUCAAUUUAUUUCGCACCCCACAAAAAGUUGCUUCCUUCUGCUGAAUCUGGAUUCUGCUUAAUUUUCAAAGCCCAAUUAAAACUUGACAGAACUUUGCAUCCCCUGACCUAGAAUUUAACGCUGUGUCCCCCCGUGAUGUAAUGUGGUGCUUCUCCCUCAUCCUCUGUCCCCCCCCCCCCAUGUAAGCGGCUACUAGUACUAUUCAUGGUGGCCGGGCAGGCGUGUGUGUUGAGGGUCUUGUGUCUCCUUGGUCUUCCUCCUCUCACCACUUAGAGGUGUGAUUGGGACCUCCUUCUUUGAGGAGGUGGCUGCUCCUGUGACUCCAGACCCCUUGGGAGCUCUCCCAGGGCCAAAGCAUUUAUCGCUUUCUGUUUCUUGCAGUUUGGAGGAGCCCACGUGAAGAAGGCCCCGCUUGCCUCCCGCCGUCCUCGCCUUCACCCUCUUCACCGUCGUCAUGGCUCCCACUCUGGCUACGGCCCACCGGCGGCGCUGGUGGAUGGCCUGCACGGCUGUGGUGGAAAACCUCUUCUUCUCUGCCGUCCUCCUGGGCUGGGGCUCCCUCCUCAUCAUGCUCAAGUCCGAGGGCUUCUACUCCUACUUGUGCCCCCCGCCAGGUAAGGGGAGAAAUGGCUUCCCAGCUCUCCUGGGAGUGCGCAUGUGCUGCUGGGGGAGGCGCCUAUGCCACCAGGUUGGGAUUCUGGCCAGAGCUGACCUUGCUUCCUCCCUCUGCAUUUGCCAGGCAGGCCUUGGGAACAAACUUCCAUUCCUGGCCAGCUUGAGCUGCUUCUCAACCAGCUCAACUGGACACAGCAUUUGCAGGCCAGGCUGGAAGCUGGCCUGGGAAAGGGGUGUGUCUGUGCGUGUCCAAGUGCCGUGCUCUGUGCUGGAUGUGGCAGGGGGGGCGGGGUGGAGCAUGAGCCACAGGCUGACCAGUGGGAGAAGAAGACCCUCUCUCUAAACUAAGUUUGGAAGGAUUUCCUUACAUCCCAGGUAGGCAGGAGUGGGUGGUUCAGAGUAGUAGUAGGAGUGCUCCCUGAGCAUCCCCACAUGCCACAUAUUUCCCCCCUUCCUGAAGUGGGCAAAACCUGUGGCUCUCGAGAGGCUGCUGAACUACAACUGCCAUCAGCCCCAGCAAACAUGGCCAAUGGCCAGAAGAGCUGCAACUCACCGGCAUUUUUAGGGCCAGCGUUUCCCACAGCCCACCUCCCAAGCCCUUGAGGGAUUUGGCGCCGUGGGCCUGGGCUUCUCGUAGGCUGUGAUGCCCCCUUGCCCACUGGGCCAGUCACUGCCAGGAAAUUGCCCCCCCUCGUACACCCCCACCCCCAGGACUGAGUGGCCCCCAGUGUUGAUAGCAGGAUCUCCUAUCUCUCUCCUCUCUCUCCACUGCCUUUCCUGGCUUCCCAGGCUCUGCUCUGGGCGCUUCCCUUGCAACAUCUAAUGAUUAGCUUGUAAAUGGAUCUAGAUGAUUGCCAAAGAUUAACAGCUGCGAGGGGGGGGCGAUGAAGCAAACACUGGAGCGACUAGGUGGACUCUGUUGCUGCUCCCCUCCUGCUAAGGCUGGAGCAGACCUUACUGGCCAGGAGAGAUUUAUUUAAAACAGCAUCUUCUCCUUCCCCCUCCCCACCUUGGCUGCUUACAUAUUUGCUAAGGGCCUUAAAGCUUAUCAGAAGACUUCUGCUAAUCUGCAGAAAAAAUGCCUUGUGUUGCAAUUGGAAAAAGGUGCUGCCAUUUAUUGCUCAGUAAUGACCGAGGAGACAUUUCCGGUUUAGGGUGGUGGAGUUCAGUAGUUUUGGACUCUGGAAUUAGUGGUCUUGUGCCCCUCCCUGUCUAGGGAACAUCAGGCCUAAGACAACCUUGCUGUGCCUGCUCCCCACCCCACCCCUUCUGCUCAUGCUACUGACUGGGCUCGGGCCCUGGCAUCUCUCCUGCCCCUGAUGGUGCCACGACCCCUGCAGGUGGCCUCUGAUGAUGAAUCUGGCAGGCCAGUCCUGGGCUAGUGGGGCAUUCCUGCUGCCUUUUGGACCAGGAGUUGAGUUGGUGGGCAGGCAAACAGACUGGCCUUUGCUAUCUCAGGGCUGUCCUUGGUCCCCGUCCUUGGGAGCAACAGUUGUAAGAGGAGGCAGCAUCCAAAGAAGUCUGUUGGAAGCUGGCAGCCUCCUGGGGCUCUUGCGGGUGCCCAGCCUUGUGUGUGUAUCCUCUUUGUUGCUCUGUCCGGCUUGGUCAGGACUGCCCUUUGGAUGCCAAGUCAAUCUUUCACUGGGUCUGAAGAGAUGCCCCAUUCAGGGCCAGGCAGAGGUUUGGUGGAAAGCAAGAGGCCCAGGGUGGUCCCUCAAGGGAUGACUGUGCUCUGGGCUGGUUUCCUGCCCUCUGUGGCUGCUUCUGCUUCAGCUCCCGGAGGCAGGAAACAGGCUCCCUUUGCCAGAAAAGAGAAACUGAGAUUGCUGAGUCAACGCAGCCAAGGCACAGGGCAGGAGGGGUGGAGUCCAGAGAGCAAGGGUCAAGGUGUGGGGUCACAGCCAAAGGGAGCCCCAUUCCUCGGCUGGGACUCUGGUGUGGGGCUGUUCUGCAAGGCACAUGGCUCCUUGUGAGAUCUUCAGCCUCCUCUGUGCCAGGAGGGACUCUGGACCCUCCAGAAUGGGUGCUGGCUUCUCACCCUCACCCCCAGAGGGGAGCUUCUACCUAGAGAGAAGGGACCCUUCCACCCCCCAACCUGGCUCACCCGCUCCUUCUACUCUGCCCCAGUCUUAAUCGGUUGCCCCACUAACCUGUUGCCCUAGUAACCUGUUGAGCCAGCAUCUUCUCCCUGCUGACUCUGCUUCCCUUAUCUGCUUUUAUCUGGGUGUCUAGGGCUGCUGCUGCUGCUGUUUCUGCCUGCGUUUUCCUUCCAGAGUGGAGCUGAAGGCUGGGGGGGGGGGAGGGGGGGAAAGAAGGGUCUUGCUCUGUGCAAAUCCUGUGUCUGCUCUCGCUCCGCCCUUCCCUCCCUGGGCAGACGGCUGAGAUCACCCUGUUCUCCUUCAGUUUCCUGGGUUAAUGAAUGUCAAAGAGGCUGCCUGGAGGCUGCCGCCUGGCCUGCCUGGAUUGUGGCUGGGGGACAUUCUGUUUGUGGGGUGGGGAGGGAAAUGGCACAAGCUUGAGUUGCAAGUAGGAAGCUGCCUCCAAACUCUCGGCAGGCUGUUUGUUGAUCCAGCCAGCUCAGGUUUAUUGCCUUCCCCGGCUUCCAGAGUCUCAGCGCUAAGCCCUCUGCAUCACCUGCUACCUGAGAUCCUCUUAGACAUCCUAGUGCCUUCAGAAUGCAGAGUGGGGAGCUGUUCAUGGGGGGGCACUCUGGUGUGUCCUCCCCCCCCAACCAGUGUAUUUUUCAUUGAAGUCACCCGCUGGAACUUGGCUCCAACUUCUCCACCUGUUGUUGUCAUUAUUUAAAAGAAGCCUGUGGUGGUUUGUACUUGCGUGUAGCCUGAGUCACACCCACCCAGGACUCCCAGGAGAGCUUGGGCAGCCGUAGGGCAGAGGGAACCCCUCUCUGGUGGACAGGGAGCCAGUUAAGCCACAAUGGCUGUGCACUCCCUCCCCUCUUGGAAGCAGUAAAUGCACCCCACGAAUGCCUGUUGCUGGGAACCAUGAGUGGGGCUGUUUGGGGCACCUGGCUGGGCGCUGUGGGCCUCCUGGGGCCUGAUCCAACUGCUGCUCAGGGCUCUCCUUAUGCUUCUAUGCAGAAAGUAUGAAAUAAGUGGGUUGCAGGGGAAGAGGACUGAGGAGUAGACACCCCCAAGGAGAUUCCUGGUUGGGCCUGGGGCUAACGAAUGAGGGGUAACAAGCCAGGGCUGAGCACGGAGGUGGCACCACCAGUGAAAGACCACCAAAGGGCCCAGACUGGAUUGGGUGGGAUUAAGAAUGGCAGCCAAGCUCCUGCACAAGUGGGGCCUGCAGCAAAAUGUUGCUGCGUAGGGAGUGUUCCUGUUCAGACCCCCACCUUGGCUCCGGAGAGCUGUCCCAUCACCCCAGCUUGGCCCGCAGGUCCUUGGGCUGAUCAUCCUCCGUGCCCUCGAUGCCCUCAUGCCAGGUAGGAGUGCCUGUCACCUGAGCCGGGGCUUCUCAAGGGCAUGGCAAAGUGUCCCCUGCCAGAACCUGUGUUUCCACUACAAACAGUCCCCUGUUUGUGGUGAGGCAGCUGCUCCUGCAAAGCCAGUCCUGCGCUCAGCUGGUAACUGGCCUGACUGAGCUGCAGCCGAGGGAGCUCAGGUCACAGGCAGCCUCCAGCUGGCAGCCCCCCUCCCUUGCCAGUGGCUGCUCUGGUUUUCUCUGAACCCCCCCCCCCUUUGGCAGAGUCUGCCCUUCCCCCUCCACCUGUUUCCUGCCUCUCCCUCUCGGUCAGGAGGACCCCCCCCCAGGCCCUGCGUGCUUGAGCUGCUCUGCGGGUGCCCAGGUGAGGGAGCGUGUCUGCGAGUUUAGUUAAUAUUUGCACAGAGCCAUUGGCAAUAGAAGCCUCCCUCGCUGGGGUGGGGGAAAGGGGUGGGUGGGCAUUAGGUUUGAAAUGGGUUUGAAAUGUUGGGUUUGAAAUGGGUUUGAAAUGUUGGGUUUGAAAUGCUUCUGAGCAAGGGGUGUGUGUGUGUGUGUUGUGCUUCUCUGAGCUCACAGCUGCAGCAGCAGAUUGGGUGAUUGAACAGAGUCUGUCCAUAUUGCUCAGUAUUUCCCACACUGGCUGGCAGCAGCUCCCCACAGCUACAGGCAAAGGGUCUCUUGCUUGGGGAAGGACUGUGGCUCAGGGGCAGCAGACAAUCCUGGGUUCAAUCCCCGCUGAAGUCCCCAGGUAGGGCUGGGGAAGAUUCCCUGCCUGACACCCUGGAAAGCUGCUGCAGCCAGAGUAGGCAGCACUGAACUAGACUGACCAAGGGUCUGACUUUGUAUAAGGCCUCUAGCUCCCUGUGUUCCUGUGCCAAGCAGAUGUUCUACCACUGAGCUCAGGCCCCUCUAUAUAUGCCUGGAGAGCCUUUGCUGCCAGUCCGCGCAGAUUAUAUUGAGCCAGGUGGGUCGCUGGAUGGCUUUCUGCUCCUAAUGGCCGCUGGAGGUUUUCUGCUCCAGCCACCCUAUUAGUCCCAAAGGGUCCUGAGAGGCUGAGCUUCCUUUUGCAAUGGCUGCUGCUGCCUGGGCUGACCUCCCUCAUCCCCCUCCAGAGAACUCCACCAGCUCGGCGCACACCAGUCCCGCCAACUCCUCCCUGGCGAUGGGCAACCGGACGGUGGCAGCAGCCCUGGCGGCCCCAGAGCCUGAGGUGCGCAUGAACGGCUGGCUGAUCUGCAAGGAGCAGGAUGAGAUGCUGAAUCUCGCCUUCACCGUGGGCUCCUUCCUGCUCAGCGCCAUCACCCUGCCCCUGGGCAUCGUCAUGGACAAGUAUGGCCCCCGCAAGCUGCGGCUGCUGGGAAGGUGAGGCUGGGGGCUGUUGGGUUCCUGAGCAGGGGUCUUGCGAGGGUCCCCCCCCAGGCAUCAGACCAGGCCUGCUGGGUCCAAGCUGGAGGUUUCCUGAAUUGAAGCAGAACUGGUCUUUAGCGCAUGCUGGGUGUUUGUGGGUAUUUGUGGGUGUUGGUGAUUUGUGUGUUUGUUUGUUUGUGUGUGUGUGUUUGUGUGUGUGUGUUUUCCCUUGCCUGAGCCUUUGCUUUGCCCCCAACUGCAGGAGGCAGUGACAGCCAGCAACUGGGAUGGCUUUAGAAGAGGAUAAGGGAAAUGGGGGCAGGAAUGUCUGCUAGCCAGUGGCCACUGUGGCUGUGUACUGCCUUUCACUGGGUGAGGCUGUCUGCCUCUGAGUACCAGUUGCUAGGAGUCUCUGUUGCGCUCAAGCCCUGUUAUGGGGCUUCCCUUGGGGGUGCCUGGAUGGUUCCUGUGAGGACAGGAUGUGACCAGGCGGGUCCCCUCUGGCCUGUUCCAACUACUUCUGACAUUCUUAUGAGUGCCUAAGGAUCACUCAUACAGAGAACAUAAAGAGCAGCCUGCAGGAUCAGGCCCAAGGCCCAUCCAGCCCAGCAUCUUGCUCUCUCAGCUGCCUGCGAGAGUCCCACAAACAGCGUUUGUGCACCAGAGUCUUCUCCCCUCCUGUGAUUUCCAGCAACUGGUAUUUGGAAAGAGGACUGCCUGGUCUAGCACCUGGGACUCCAGAUUUUUGGGGGCUGGGAUUAAAGGCAAAGAGCCUGGGGUGGGUGUGGGGAGAACCACCAUCGCAGCUUGGGAAGCUCCACCUGCUGGUGCCUGCAGGCCAGACUGCUCUUAAAAGCCCAGGAGCAAACCAGUGGUAGAAAGCUGGCCCUUCUCUGCAGCAGAAGAGGGGGAGCGUCCUUCUCUCCGGGGGGUGAACCUGCAAACAGGCCAGCCGCCCCCAACCUUGUGUCCUCCAGGUGUUGCUGGACUCAGCUGGCACCACCACCACCACUCCCUCCCCCCCCCUUUGUCUUGAGUUUGGGCUGUGGGGCUCCCCCUGCUCUGCAAGUUUGGCACUUGCCCUGAUCCAGCACAGAUGUCUUGGAAAGUAGACCGGAGAGGAAGAGGGGAGGGGGAAACGAGGGGCAAAGAGGGAAGCCUGUAUCAGUCUGUCUUCCUGUUUCAGCCUCCAUUAAUUGGGAGGAAAUCAGAAAAAGUGACGAAGGCAGAGGAACCAUAUCUGCUGGCUUCAGGUAUCCCUGUGCUAAGACAGACGACAGACAUGGCAAGGCAGACAUGCCCCCCACCCCAUCAAUCUUUCUCAUAAGCUCUGCCAGCCUGUGACCAGUUGCCUUUUCCUCCAUUGCAGCGCCUGUUUUUCUGUUUCCUGCGUCAUGAUCGCCUAUGGAGCCAGCAACCCGGACUGUAAGUCGCCUAGUGGUUGGGGGGGGGACAGGGGACGGGAUCCCUGUCUCUAGGGGAAGGGGAGGUUGCUGUGGGCCAGGGGCUGUCGAGUGAGGUUUGUGCCCAGUCCUGCCUCCAACCUGGACUCCACCUUUUGUGGCCUUGGCGGUCUUUGGGUGGCACCUGAGAAGCCAAGCUGGUUAAAAGCACUGCCUGAAUCAAGGCUGAGCAGUCCCAUCUUCCCUGGGCAUUGGCCAUCUUGGGUGAGUCUGAUUGGACAGAAUUCAGCCACGUUUGAAGGGUGAAAAGUCAUUGCCCCCCCCCGCCGCUGCCCUGGCCUUAAAUGAUUAGACACGGCAGCAGCUGAGAGUUGAGGGGUUUUUAUUCUCCAACUAUGUGAGAAAGGGCACAUCUACACAGGGGUACAGCACUUCCCGGUCCAGUCCUGGGCAUCUCCAGUGAAAGGGGCAGGAGAGGCCCCUGCCUGAAAGCUACUUUGUGGGGAGGGAGCUAUAGGUCCGUGGGGAGAGCCCUCCCCAAAGUGGGGGGCUUUGCAGCAGACAUUGUCCCUGGUUCAAGCCCUGGCAGCCACCUCUGCGGUUACAGGAGGACCAGGUCACUGCAGCUGCUGGCAUCAGGAAGACCCCAGAGAAACUGCUGCUGGUCUGGGCAGAUGCUCAUCUACAUGGACCUGCAGUAAAAGGCAGCUCUGCUCAUGUUCUCAUUCAGAACCACAAGGACUACUAGAAUCUUCCCUUUGGGGGAAGGACCACAGCUCAGUGGCAGGGCAGAAGGUCCCACGUUCAGUCCCUGGAAGAAUGUCCCGUUGCAAAAGGAAUCUCAGCACUCUGUGUGGGAUGGAGCUGGGGAGGGGGUGGCAGAUCUGGCCCCCUCCCUGUUUUGCAAAGCUGGGGCUGAGCUAGAAGGCCAUUGGGGGUUUUGCUGGUGGGCCUGCUGCCCCAUUGACGACCUCUGCCCUCCCUCCUUCCCUCCUCAGCUCUGUCGGUGCUGAUCUUCAUGUCCCUGGCACUGAACGGCUUUGGGGGGAUGUGCAUGACCUUUACUUCGCUCACGGUGAGUGCAGAGAGAGUGCGCUGGGAGGACGGGAGGGGCUCCCUGUACCUGGCAGCUGAUGCCCCCCACCCCAGAGUCCCUGCCUGGCCUCCCCUUCACCCCUCCAGCCCUUUCAGGGACCUCAAAAUGGGAAGAGCGAAUGAAUCUGCCAGGACUGAGGCCUCAUUGAGGAAGUGGAGGCGUCUGGGGCCCAGGGCUGUUUUUUCCGCUUGUCUUGAAGGCUUCACUUCCUUCUCCCGAAUCUUGCACAUUCUCAGGCUCCCUUCACCCCUCCCAGCCGUGGUUUUGUUGCACCAAAGUCUCUUGGAAAUAAAGAUGUGGUUACAGACCCCCAAGCGGUCCCCUGCCCCAAACUGGGUUGAGAACAGGAACGGGCUGUCGGGGGGGGGGUUCUGUGUUCCCAAAUCUCCUGGUCCCCCACAGCACCCAUUGACUCUGGCUGUGAAACAGUCUGGAGAGCAGAUAUUGGGGUAUUUUUUGAGGGGGGAGUUGUCAGUUUUUCCAAUCCUGAAUGGGCUUUGCCUGGACCCAGGCUGUGUGCUCCCUCCAAGCCGGGGCUUCCUCUGAGCAGAAGGGACCUGGGGGGGUCCCUAAACCCAGGAGGCAAUCUGCUUUCCGGUUCCCAGGAUGGCCUCCCAGAGACCCUCUUCUGGCAGCUGGAGGGGCUCAAGAGUUUUAUCUGGGGUGCUUUCCCUCCAGGCAGCCCUAAGCCCCCCAGCACCUCUCCUCCUGCAGGGGUGGGCCUCAGCCCCCCCCCCCACGGGUGGCGUACAGCACUGCAGUGCAGUCCAGGAUGCGGCUGGAGCCGGCUUCCUCUUCCCCUCCCCUCUCUGAACGCAGAACAAAUCUGUAAGCUGCUCGCCUCCUCUGCUCUGGGGUUAUUUAAGGACCCGGCUGCUGCAUUGCAUCCAAAGCGCUGCAGCUAGAGAGGCGGGGGGGGGGGGGAGGGACGGAGCCAGGUGGAAGCUCCCCCCCCCACAUCACUGCCAACCCCCCCUUUCCUGCUAGAGAGAUCCUCACAGCAGGAAUAUCCUCAGCCGUGUAAACAGGCAGCUGCAACAGGAGCCCGGGCAGCCUUUGGAAAAAGCAGCCAAAUCUCUCUGGGCAUGUUGAGGGGGGGGCCUCUUGAGCUGGGGGAGGGUGGAGAACAUCAUAGUCUCUGCCCCCUUCCCUGGCACCUCCCUGUGUCCCCUUCAGAUGGUUGGCAAGUGAAAUGUCUCUUCAGAUGGCAGCCAUGGGGCAACAUGUCUGGAAGCCGGGGAAGGCUGACUGAGCAGGGAAGAUAUGAGUCUCCCACUUCUCUCCCCCCCACCCCCCGGCCAGUUCCCUUCACAACUUGGUUUCUCUUUUCCAUGCAAGGCUAAGAUAUCUUCUCUCCUGGCCAUUGCUUGCCCAGACAGGGCAAGGGCGGGAGCUGUUUUUCUGUUUCCAAAGUGGUGCUUCCUUCUCCUGUUGGCCCCUUGUAGGGAUGCUUCUCCCACUGCAGCCUCUCAGGGCUGGAGGGAGCGAGUGUGCCUGGUGCCUUUGGUGUGCAGAAGCUGCAGGGUGGCCGAGGGUGGGGCUGAGAGAGGCCCAAAAUGGGCACCAGAGUUCAUAGAGGAAAUAGUCCCAUUUACCGUAAUAUUCCGCUGGACCGUGUUUCUGAGUCAAGGCUGGUGUGUGCUUCCAGAGGUCAAGUGCCAGGCCAGCCAGCCAUUUCCUCAGAGGCUUAGUGGGGGCAGCUGGCUGGACAAUGCCCCCCCCCCAGCUUCUUGCUGGGCCUCUUGCACGCAGCCUAACCCAGCAGAGCACAUUCAGCCGCAGCUGGGGAAGGACAAGACCUGAGACGUACGUGCACAUCCAGGUCUUGUUUUGUUGGCAGGCAAGGCAGCCUGGAACGGUGACUUCGUCAACACUGCCCUCGGCUGCCUCCACACAGACUUGCCCCGGCCUUUGCAAUCUUCUUCCCACGAGGGCGAGCCCGGGGCAAGAGUUGUUUUGACACUUGGGAAACUGCCUUGCGCUGAGUCAGCGCAUUUGCACCCCUCGUUCUGGGCUCUCUCCUCCGACUGACGGCAGCUGCCUUUUUUGAACCCAGAGCCUUCUGCAGGCAAACAAGCCGUGGCAUUUUCUCACUUGGAUCCUGGAGGGAAAAGCCUGAUGUCGCAGAAGAGUCUUUGCCCCACAUGUUGCCAGGGGGCUGAGUGGAUAUACUGAGCUUGCGUGUCAAGGGACAGCCCUGGCCCCGGAGGAAGCCCCAGGGUGGGUUGUGGAGGGCAGCAGAGUGCGUGCAGAGAGCAAGCCUUGCAAAGCCCCAGCCCCACCUUGUCCCUUGCCUCGGAAGAGGGAGGGUCCCUUUGUCGGCUGAGCCACCUCCUGGCCCACUUGGGGGAGAUGGUAGUCAGGCUUGCUGGCUGCAACUGGUGUGGCUUCUGACAGACCCUGCAGGGCUGGCUGCUUUUGGGGGACACUGUGCUCUCGUUUUGUAUUUUCACCUUGUGAACCAUCCUGUGAUCUCCACGUGAAAUGCAGGGUACAAAUUAAAUAAACGAAUGAAUUUCCUGUUCCCUGGCAAGCAACCUCUUCCAGCUCUGAGGGGGCUGUAAAGGGCUUGUGAGAGGCUUCCUCUUGCUGGCUGGACACCUGUCUUGGCUUGCAGGCAUUUGAAAUGGUACCAGAAAGCCUGCAAACUGUGUGGGGACGCCAGGGGGUUACGGGGCUCUCAGACGGCUUUUAACUCUUUAAAAGGGGGAAGGCAAAUCUGCCUCCAGCAUUGGAUACCACAAGAUAUGGAGACCUCCCUCCCAAAGCUACCCUAGGAAGCCUCUUGAUGAGCCUGGCAGCAGCCGCCCCGCCCUCCUGCCCCCCUGGUUUCUGCUCCCGAGUAAACAGGCUCCUUUCCUCCCCACACAGCCCACCUGCCCUAACCCUCCCCUUCUUCCUGCCUUCCUUCCUUCCUUCCUUCUCAGCUGCCCAACAUGUUUGGCGACCUUCGCUCCACCUUCAUCGCCCUCAUGAUUGGCUCUUACGCCUCGUCGGCUGUGACCUUCCCAGGAGUCAAGGUAGGUUGGCUGGAGCUCCAGCUUGUUGCUGCCGGAGGCGGAUGGGGUCCUUUUCCAGUGAUGCAGGCGAGUGGCGCUGUGGGGAGCGGGGGUCCCUUGUCAAAUGCAGGGAUGGGCGCUCUGGGGGAGGUAUUUAAACUCCUCCAGCUUCUCUACAGUGACUGUCUGCCCCCCCCACUCCAAAAAAAGGGAUGCCGUCUGUUGAGAGAGCAAUGGGGGAAUUCUCAGUAACUGGCCUUGGCAUUUCAGUCAUUCUGCCAGCUUCCUGCUACUGACCCCCCAAAACCUCAAUGCCACCGUGAAGUGAGAUGAGCUUUCCUAGAAUUCUGCUGGCCCCACGAUGAGAAUGUGAAGGUCCCCUUAACCAAGGGGUUGCUUAAAAUACACAAAUAAACUGGAGGAGAAUAAGCAGAAUUCAUAUUUUUAACCCACUUGUGGCUGACAGAAUAGGCAGCCAUGCCCAGCUUGUCUUUCCACGGAGGAAUCUGCAGGAAAGAGGGCAUUAUACCAGGGGCCUCUUAUUGCAAACUGAUGGACAGAAAAAGCAGGAUGGAAAUAAGACAUUUGGGGCAGCGGGUGCAGAAUCCAGUUCCAAAUCCCCAGACUCCCCAAUGCCAGCUGUGGGAAGGUGCUUUUUGUUGGCUGGACGAGCUGUGCGAUUGGCCUUGAGGCCUGACAUGGGACAGGAAUCCCCAAGCAGCAGGUCAGGGGAACAGGCCCAGCACUCUCCCUUUUCGUUCCCGACCUCUGGCAUUGGGGAAAGGGCCCCUCGGCUGGUAGGGCUACUCUGUUUUGCCAUCAAACACCUCUUGAUAGCGCCCCCCCCAUACAUUUGUCUCAUCCCCUUUGAGGUUGACUGUGACGACUUACGGAAUUCAUUGCAAGAAGAUGCAGAGUUACAUGACAGAAAAAUAGAUGGAGCAUCUUCUGUGCUUCUGCUCUGACAUCCGGACUCUUCCAUGGCAAAUGCCUUCGACCUGAGAUGCCCCCCUAGCCCGGGGGGAAGGAGGGGGUCCUGCUGCUGUCGCUACCUCUGGUGACCCCCAAGGGCCUGGCUGGUGAUGGCUGCCUUUCCUCCCUUUGCCCCUCCAGGUGAUCUAUGACUUUGGCGUCUCCUUCAUCCUUAUCCUGGUUGUCUGGGCUUGCUGUGCAGGCCUUGUCUUCUUCAACUGCUUCUUCAACUGGCCCCUUGAGCCCUUCCCAGGCCCAGAAGACAUGGACUACACGUAAGUCCUGUUGGUGUGUGUUGAGGGGACCCUUGGCUGCCCUUCUGAGACCCCCCCCUCAGGCUUUCCUUAGGAUGGGUGGUGGCCGUUCCUGGGAAUUUUUCACCUCGUCCGCCACAGCGCAUUGAAUCGUAGAAUUGUUGCAUUGCAAGGGACCCAUCUAGCUCACCCCCUGCAAAACAGGAGCUUGCCAUUUCCACAUUACUUCCACGAGACAACCCUAAAACACGGCAAGUAAAAUAUGCUGAGGGUAUUGUGUUGCACUCAUGAGCAAGGCCUCUCCAGAGCUUCAUGCCAGCCAGGGGUGGGUGGGUGUUUGGGGACGCGGGCAGGGCAUUUCCAAACCACCACUCUUUUAGGGUGGGAUUCAGCAAAUGAGAAGUUUGUGGUCCCGGAGUGGCUGACGCCUCACCUCCCUGCAGGCAGUCCGGGGCAGAUGCUCCCUUGAACCGGGUGCCGUCAGCAGCCCAGCCCGGAUGCUGCAAGUAGGGCAGCAGGUCAGGCAGACGUCACAACUCUCCUCUGCCCUCUUUCUUCCCACUGGACAGGGUGAAGAUCAAGUUCAGCUGGCUGGGAUUCGACCACAAGAUCACUGGGAAGCAGUUCUACAAGCAGGUGACGACGGUGGGCCGACGCCUGAGUGUGGGCGGCUCCAUGAAGAACCCAAAGGAGCUGGCUGCCCUGCAGGAGAGCAAGAACCUCUGCCUCUCCACCGUAGACUUGGAAGUCAAGUGCGAGCCGGACAGCGCAGGUGGGGCAACCAGCAAGAUGGUCCUAUGCUUGUCUCUUCCUGGACCCACAUGUGUGUGUGUGUGUGUGUGAGAGAGAGAGAGAGAGCUGCCAGGGCUGCCAACCCCCCCCCCCAUGUGGAAAUGCAACUUUGUCUUACUGCUGUGUGUUUCUGGUGAUGCAGAGUCCACUGUGAGCUGCCCCCUCAGCUCUCCAUCGGAGGAAGGACUGGGGACGUCCUGGGAAGGGCCAUGGUCUACUCUUCCUCCUCCUCCUCCUCCUCCUCCCCCAGGGAGCAAAUGGCCCCCUGCCCAGCCCCAGGGCCAUUCCUCUCUCUCUCUUCCAGAGGUUUGGCAGGAGCUGACCAAACCAUGAAAGACACGGAGAGGGUUGUCUGCCCCUUUACUGAUGUUGGAGCACUUCUUUUGUCUUUGUGCUGAUAUUCAGCAAGCCCCCCUUGGUCCCCAGCAGAGUGUCCAGAAGUAAAACAAGCACAAUCUUAGUAAAAACUGCGCCAAAUUUAAAGCUCAGAGCAACAUGAAAAGCAGUAUCACGAAACGCACAGCACAGGAGGAAAUUGCUUCCUCCACUUGUGUGGGCCACACACUUUGGCCAGCCAUGUCUGCGCAGUUUCCUCCCAGCCCCAGCGAGUGAUCUGAGGCUACGCAUUUGCAGGAUGAAUGCAGAGUGUUCUUUGGGAUGGCCAGGCGGCCCCGGCCAGCAGGAGCUGCCUCGGUGACCCUGUGCUGGCCAAGUGGCCCAGGGGGCAACUGGCAUCUCCCAAGGAGCCACCACCCCCCUUCCUUAUUUCCUCCCUCCCCCCGCAGCCUCCCCGUCCUUCAUGCACAGCGUCUUCAGCCCCAUCCUGCUGCUCAGCCUGGUCACCAUGUGCGUCACGCAGCUGAGGCUCAUCUUCUACAUGGGCGCCAUGAACAACAUCCUGGAGUUCCUGGUGGACGGGGAUCUGCAGACAGGUGGGUGCAGCUCCCCCCUCCCCCCCCCCGCGGCUUGCAAGGGAAGAGCAGCGCUUGCCCUGCCUGCACAGAGUCAGCCGCCGGGCAUUCUCACGCCAGCGGAACAGUGCCUUGAAAUAUUCUCUAAGCGCCUUUCUCGAAUAAAAAGCCGCCUGACUCGUCGGUGGCCUCCCAAGAGGUCCUUGGGCCUUUAGAAGCAUUGGAAGCCAACAGUUCCUAGUUUCACCUCCCUUCUAUACGUUUAAAGUACAUUUAUGCCACAUUAACAGUCAUGGCUUCCCCCAAAGAGUCUUGGGAACUGUAGUUUGCUACUCACAAAACUGCGAUUCCCAGCACUGCCAACAAACUACAGAUUUUAUAUAAUAAUAAUAAUAUAAUUAUUAUUCAUGCUCUGCCCACCUAGGGUUCUUUGGGGGCUGCCCCAUCAUUCAAAGGCACAGCACUCUCAGUUCAGUGUCAGGAAUCGCACACAUUCCACUGAGGAGUGUGGCGCUCACAUGCGCUUGUCAUCUUGGCCACCCAGGAUGACUUUGCCACUGGGUGGUUCCUGCACAGGGUGAAAUUAGGGUGUUUUGUGGCGGGGGGGUGGGGGAGGCUCAGGAAGCCACACUGUGCGGUGCUCCUUGCAGACCCCUCUUUGUGCUGGGUCUUCAGGUGUUGCCAGCACCUGCUGCUACCAGCUGGGUCCAGCUGGCCUGGUUGUGCCUCCAAGCACAGGCUGGCAGACGCCCCUCUCUACGAGGGCAGCCACCGGCUGAAUGCCAGGCUAAUUUCGGCCCUGUUUCCGUGACACCCUUGGGUGUCUCGCGGCUCAGGGGUAGCGGAGUUCAGUUCCUCAGAAUGCCCCGACAACUCUUUCUGGUUUGCGGGAGAAAAAAAUUGGUCAGCUGCAGUUUGUGCUGCUGCUGCUGCUGGCGGCUGGGGGGGGGGAGUUUCCUGGCUCUCACUUCCCUUCCUCGCCCUCCCCACAGCGAAGGGAGAAGCCCAGCAGCUGACAGGGUGUCACUGGGGGAGAGGGGGUUGUGCUUGUGAGCUUCAGUGCCGCUGACUCAAGGCCCGUAUUUAUAGCGGCUGGAAGGGAGCCAGCCAGGAAAGGGAGCGAUUUCCAUGAGCUGGUUGUUUGUCUUUUGCACAACAAGACGAAACCAUUUGUGUCUUGCGCACCGAGAUCCAGUUUGGGCUUGUUAAAUCUGGAAUCUGCGAGGCAGAUAAAUCAAGAGGCGCUUUCAUGAAAACAACAGGGAGGCUCAGGGGAAGGGAAGCGCAGCCGAGCGAGCAAGUGGCCAGGCGGGCGGCCGGCCGGGGGGGGGGGGCUUGAAGCUGAGCGGCUGCCAGGCCGACCCCCUCCCACUCCUCCUCUCCUUGGGGCUUCGCUGCUUGGCAAGCUCUGCUGGGGGGGGGGGCAGCCUUUCGGCCUUCACUCUGGACUUCCAGACCCCCACUUCCCUCCUGACUCUGCUCUGGUGUCCUCAAACUCCUUUGCCCCCAGCCUGGGGGGCUGUGGCUGCAUCUCCUCAGGGGGCUGGGUCUUGCUGUUUACCAGCCCUCCACCGAGGAGGCGCCCGGGCUCAGGACCUGGGAGUGUUACACAAAGGACAGAAGGGCCCAUCUGUGACCCUGCAGAGGCUCCAACUCCCACCAUCUCCCUGUCCAUGCUGGCUGCUGGAGGAGCACAGCACCUGGACGGCCACAGGUGUCGCCUCCGUUUUGAAGGGAUACAUCCCAGCUGCUUGCCUGCCCCAAAGGGCACCACACACAGUGCCCCUCCUUUGCUUGUUGGCCAGCUGCGCUCCCCUCUCAGUCUCCCCUUUCCAGCCACCCAAACCCCGCAGGCCUUCGCCUGGCCCUGCCCUGACGCCGCCCUUCCUCUCUCCCUCCCAGUGGACCUUUACACCACCAUCUUCGGAGUCCUGCAGCUCCUCUGCUUGAUGACGGCCCCCGUCAUCGGAUACAUCAUGGACUGGAAGCUCAAGGAGUGUGACGAUGGCGCUGCGGAGGAGGCGGACGAGGGGAGCGCCCCCGGCCAGUGAGUAGCGCAAAGGCAGGCUGCGAGGGCACUCGCUGCCCUGUGGAUCCUCCGUCUGGGGAGGGGGACCCCCAGCUCCUUCCUCCCCAGGGGAGUCUAACCAGACGGGAGGAGUCUGAGGUCACUAGGCCAAGGCUGGAAGCACAGUCUGCCCAGCCCUCGGCUGACCUAGAAAGACCGAGAGCCUGGAGGCCAAUGUGGAGAGAUGCCUCCGCCUUUGUUUUUGCCAGGAGCCAGCGGUUGGCCUGUGGCUAGACUUCCCCGGCCAGCUUGCCACCCAACCAGCUGCCCUCCUGGGCAAAAGGGCAUCCCAGGAGUGGGGAGCGUCUGAGCUCCUCCAGCAGAUACUGGGCUCCCAGCAGUCCGGGAGGAGGGGCUCAGCUGCUGCCCACUGCUGGCAUGACCCCAGGGCUUGUGUGUGUGUGUGUGUGUGUGUGUGUGUGUGUGUGUGUGUGUGGAACAUUGGCCUUUGGGCCCCUCCAGAGGGUCUUAGGUGGGUCUGCAGCAGCACAAAACACCCUGCAAGUAUCUGGUAAAACAACUUAGAUGUGACUGCCCCAAACACUCGUGUGGGUAAGAGGUGGGUCACAGGCCUGAAAAGGCUGAGGACUUGGGGCAUGGUGGGUGAAAAGAGGGGCAUACUCCUGUGACCCCUCUUUCUUUGCCAAGCAAUUGAGACUCCACAGCAGGGACCCCCACCAGGCAGCAGGAUUGAGGGGCAUUGCCCAGACCCCGACUGCUGUGACUUAGGAGCACAGGAAACUGCCUUGGACUCAGCCAGACCCCCAGUCCAUUUACCCCAGUACUGCCUACACUAACUGGCAGCAGUGGCUCUCCAGGGAUUCCCCUCCUUGCAGAUGCCUGGGACCUUCUGCAUGCAAAGCAGCUGCUCUUCCUCUAAUUUGCUGAUCUAUUCGAUCCUUUUUUUGUACCACCUUCUCUCCCAAGGCGUUGGGAAUCUCACACCAUCUUUUGUUGUGCAGUGAAGGCUGGAGACCUGGGCCUCCCACCUCCCUUGCGGAUCUCCCACUGGCCCCUGCAAGCCCCUCUGACCCCCUCCGUUCCUCUCUCCCUCUCCCUGCAGGGGCAGCAAGAAGAAGCGCCGAGACAGGCAGAUCCAGAAGGUGGAGAACGCCACCCGUGCUUUUGCUUUUACCAAUCUGCUGCUGGUGGGCUUUGGGAUCACCUGCCUCAUUCCCAACCUGCCUUUACAAGUGAGUAGCUGGCAGGGAGAGCAGUUGUCAAAGACUCAGCACAAUAGAGGGCCAGGAGGUGCUGUGGGGGCCAGUCUAGGUCUCACCUGUUUGCUGGCUUAGCGGACCUUGCGUCUCCUGUGAGCAGGAUCCCCACAUACCAGCCUGUUUGAACAAGGUGCCCCUCCAACACCACCUGCUCCCAGUAGGCAGACAACAUGGGCUGAGUUGAAAAAUGCUUGGUCAUAAGACCAUCAGAAGGACCUGUUGGAUCAGGCCACGUUGUGUGCAAAUGUCCUUUCUCUUCUGACAGUCAGCUUUGUGGGACGUCUCUGGGUUCGAGUGUGCUGAUCCUUCUUCAGUGCUUCUGUGGAUGGAAGGGGGUCCCCGUGGAGGGGAGGGGGGCAGCCCUGCAAGCUCCCCAGAGGGAAGAGGGAUGGGCAAGUAGUGUGCUGGGCAUUCAGAAGGUGACUUGGGGUGAGAAUUCAGGGUUGCGUGUCUUUCCCCCUUUUCCAGAUCCUUUCCUUCAUCUUGCACACCAUCGUGAGAGGGUUCAUCCAUUCUGCCGUGGGCGGCCUCUACGCAGCCGUGUAAGUCUAGUCCUCAGCCGGCCUCUGGCCAUGUAUGUUUGCCCAAUCGCCCGCCUGAGCUUUGCUGCCGCCCACUUUGUUUACAGGCACCCAGUUCCCGGCUGGGGAUGCUCCUUUUCCCUGGCCACCUUGCCCUACCUUCCAGCCCGUUUCUGGGUCAUGUUUUUCCUCCUUCUUGGAUUAGCUUAUGAGCAGCUGUGGCUGCUGGCUGUGGGCCUGCUUCUCUGGGUGUUGCUCAAGGCUGAACAUGACCCACAUGCUUUCAUCCUCUCCUCUGCACCUGAUACCCAUUUGAUGUCACCCUCUGCUCUGGUUGCAGCAUUCCUGGUGGGAGCAAAACAGUUUCCUAAUCGCAGGCCCAGCCCAGGGUUCCCGCCCUCUGCUUAGGCCACCCAGACGCUUCUCUCCACCACAACACCCCCUUCCUUUGGUGAGCCCCAUCUAGGCCAGAGUCUCUGGGGGAGCCCAAGGAUGCUGUCCUCUCCUCUGAUUCUAUCAGGCAUGCAACGCUCAACCCAUAACCAGAUCCGGUUUCAGCUGCUGCAGCUCAGCUUGACCUGACUUGGGUGUUUUUGUCCUUGGGUUUGUUUUUUAAUCAAAGAAGUAUAUGAAUGUGAUGAUCAAUGCGGGAGUUGUUGGUCCAGCUCCAGUUCUUGGCUUUUCAACAUUGCUCAACUGGAGGAGGAGGAGGAGGAAGAGAAGCCCUCUGGCCUGCUUUCCCAGGCUCCUGUUUUCUCCUGGCAACCUCCAGCCUUCAACACUUUCCAAUCAAUGAUGCUGAUCUGCCUGGCUUGGCUGGGCCACUCCUCUAGGGCUCCUUCGUGCCCAGGCAGGCGGUGGGAAGGGAGCCAAGGCUUGUAGCCCAACCUGGACUCUUGUUUGCUCAGAGGUGCCCCACAUUCCAGCUCAGGGUGUGUGGAGAGUUGAAAUCCAGGGGCCUGUGGUCCAAAGCAGUUGUUUCUGGCCAAGGGCCCUCUAGUCUGGGGUGCAAGUGAUCUGGCCCAAGGUCUGGACUCAGGGCACAAAUGCCAUAAAUAUUUUAGCUUCCUCUCCCACCUGCUUUAGGGAAGCUUGGAGCACGUUACCCAGAAGCAUCCCUUCGGGACAGCUAAAUUUGAUCAGUUAAACUUGUGCAUUUAGCCUUUUGUGGGAUUUGAUGGUGUGGAAACCAGACUCCUGAGGACUGUAGGCUUUCCCUGCUUCCAAACACAAACAUCUAGUCCUCAUUUUUGCUUGGGCAAGGGGGAAAAUAAUCUCUGCCCAUGUUCUGCUUUGAAGGUAGAGGAGGGAAACUGCAGAGUUCCUCUCCUGCAUCCUGCCCUGUGGCUGCUCCAGCUGUGCUCUGCGUGGGGCAGAAUUGCCCAGGCUGCUGCUGGAGAGGCUGGAAUGAAGAACGCCAGGAGCGUGAAUUGCCAGGGAGCGGCAGGGCUUUGGGGAGAUCUUGCUUUAUGGCUGCUUGCUGUGUCUGCCACGUGGGGCCUUUCUGCUCGGAGCCUCCGUGCCCCUGAAUGCCAGCGGUGAAGAACAUAAGCAGAGCCCCGGCGCUGAAUCCGGCCACAGGGGCUCAUCCAGUCCAGCACCCUGUUUUGUGGCUAGAAAGGGAAGGUCACACGGGCAGGUCCUGAGGGCAGCAGCCCCCUCCCCACAUGCGACUCCUGGUGACUGGCACCCAGGGGCGUUUACUGCCUCCAGCAGAGGAGGAAGGUAAGGCAGGAAGGGGGCUUCUGCCUUCACACCCUGCUUUCAGGGCUUGCUGGAAGCACCUGGCUGGCCGCUGGACUGGAAUGCAGAUGUGGACGGGGCCUCCUGCUCAGAUUCUGAUGGGCCGUUAGAAAAGUCUCCAAGGGCCUUUGCUUCCAGAGAGUAAUGGGCUGUGGGGCUGGGCUCAGGGAGGAGCCCCCCGUGGCCAGGCUGUGAGUGCAGAAACAUGACUGCCCCCUUUCUCCCCCCUCUCCGGCAGGUACCCCUCCACACAAUUUGGCAGCUUGACAGGGCUGCAGUCUCUGGUCAGCGCCCUCUUUGCCCUCCUGCAGCAGCCCCUCUUCCUGGCCAUGAUGGGGCCCUUGGAAGGAGACCCUCUCUGGGUAAGUAAGUGGUUGGGCGGCUGGCGCAGUGGAGCUCCCAGCGCUUGGCUUUUGUGCAGAGGAAACGGCAAGGGACAAUUAGUCGACUGCAUCUUACUCAGGAGACCCAUUUAAAUCAAUAGACCUGGCCUCUGUAGCACUAUCCAUGUUGAUGAGGUUAGUCGGAGUAGAGCGGAGUUGGAGACAAGCCUUUAAUUCCAAAAGCAGCCUUGGGGGGGGGGCGUUCCUGAGCAGGCAAAGGGCUGGGAUAGCUCUCCCCCCUCCAGCUGUUUCUCUGCUCAGCACUGAUGCCCCCACCCAGGUGCUUUUCUCAGCCACAGGCACUCCUCGCCCUCUCCUGUGGGGAAAACACGCCAGGGCUGGUGGGGCUGAUCUUUAAGUGGGCACAAGCAGUUGGAGGGGAGGCAAAGGAGACCCUCUCUUGGCCGUUCCUCUGCAGAGACUUGAAGCAAGAAGCUGCCUUUGGUUUGGGAGAAAACCGCGUCGGGGGUGUGUGUGUGUGUGUGUGUGUGUGGGUGAAGCCUUUUCUGUGGCGGCCCAUUCUGGCUGCUUCUGCCUCCCUCUGGUUGGCAGGGCUCUUGUAAAAGCAGGAAACCCGUGGCCACAGCAAUUCUUAGCACCCAGGUACCCCCAAGCGAGGAAGCCCCCAAGCAGGCAGGGUUCGGAGGGCAGCAGCAACUCUCCCCUCUUGGGGUUCACCCCAGCCGGCACCCAGCAUUUACUGCCUCUGGCAGUGCAGGAACGACAGAGCCUUUGACAGGGGCUGCUGCCUCCUCCUCCUCCUCCUCUGGGGCAGAAGGUUCUGGGACCCAGUCUGCCGCUUCUGCCACACAGGCUCCCCCAUGGCACCCUGGGCUCUUUGCUGCAGCUCCUGCUCUGGAAGGUGUUCCAGGGCCUGUUUGGGAAGUGGAGGAGGCUGCUUGGAUCCUCUGGCUGGGCUCCCAGAGGCCACGUUGUUUUCUGUUUAGACAGCAGAGCACCUGACACCUGCCUGGGAGCAGCCUGGUCUGUUUCCAAAUCAUGAUGGGGGCACAUGGGUUGCGGAGCGCAGCAGAGCAGUGCUGCCGGAGGGAGGCUGGCAGGAGCAGAGGACUCCUUCCUGUGGGCGCUGUGUCUUCCCGGGGCAUUUCCAGCUUCUGUUUCUUCCUGGGUUUGGGGCUAGCACAGACCCCUUCCCUCCUUCCCUUACAGCUGGAGCUACUGUGGGGAGACCCCAGUGGGUGCUGCUGGCCUGCAGCAGGAGUUUGCAGAGCUCUUGUGGCAACCAGCCAGUCUGGGAAGGAGCCACUUCCACACAAUGCCUUAAAAAAAUCCAUCCCCCCCCCAAAAAGGGUUUUCAAGGGAGCAGAGCCCCCACGCUCCUAGGCUGCUGCAGGAGAUCUUGGCUUGUUGGCCAGCGAAUGAUACCCAAGCAGAUAAUCCCAAGCGGGGUGGGGGCAAAAUCCUGGCCACAUGGGAUCUUCUCCAGCUCUUCCCCCCCCAGCCCAGAUCUGAGCAGGAGGUCAGAUCCUGCCCUCCAACCAACACCUGGCCUUGUUGUGUAAACAUACCCAGGUUGCACAGGUAAACGGCCUUGGUCCAGUAUAUCUGAAGGAGCGUCUCCAUCCCCAUUGUUCAGCCCAGACACUGAGAUCCAGCACCGAGGGCCUUCUGGCGGUUCCCUCGCUAUGAGAAGCCAAGUUACAGGGAACCAGGCAGUGGGUCUUUUUGGUGGUGGCACCCGCCCUGUGGAACGCCCUCCCACCAGAUGUCAAAGAGAAAAAUAACUACCAAACUUUUAGAAGACAUCUGAAGGCAGCCCUGUUUAGGGAAGCUUUUAAUGUCUAAUAGGUUGUUGUAUUUUAGUGUUCUGUUGGAAGCCGCCCAGGGUGGCUGGGGAAACCCAGCCAGAUGGGCGGGGUAUAAAUUAGAAAUAAUAAUAAUAAUAAUUUAUUUUAUUAACACCCAGGGAGGAGGCCUCACAUCCCUCAGCUGCUUCUCCCCAUCCUGGGGGCAGGGAGAGUAUGCUUUGCUUGCAGAAGGCUCUCCCCUCCAGUUCAAGCUGGGGGAGGCAGGUGCUUCAAGGUGACAUUCCUCAUCAUCCUCACCACUGAGUGUUGGGGAAUCCGACCAUGGGGGCUACUGCCUUAUAGAGUCUAACCAAGCUGGCCCUCUGGCUCAGUAUUGCCAGCACUGGCUGGCAGCAGGGCUUUGGGGCCAUUCCUGUUCCCAGCACUCCCUGGGCUCUCCCACAGCCCCUCCAAAGCCCCUGUGCAAACAGAUCAGGCUCCAGGCAGGCUGAGCUGCAAGAACCAACCCUCUGUUGCUGGCCUGGAGCAGCUCCUUUGCUGCCAUCGCCACACCCUCCUCCUGCUCCCUGUACAAAGGCACCUCAAGGAUCUCGGGGCAAAGGGGGGUGCUGGGCAGCUGGAACCCCCUACCCUCACCCCUGCUGCAGGGCCUCUGCUGGCCACCAGGCUCUUCAUCUUGGGCUGAGCUUCAGCCUUUCCUCUGCCCUCCUCCUCCUCCUCCUGCUGACACUGCCGGCCUCUUCUGUCCUCCUGCAGGUCAACGUGGGGCUCCUGGGGGCGAGCAUGCUGGGCUUCUGCCUCCCGCUCUACCUGAUCUUCUUCCGCCGGCGGCUGGAGCGCGAGAAGCAGCAGAAGAGCGAAGAUGCCAAGCUCUUCCUCAAGAUCAAUGGCACACCCAGCCAGGAGGCCUUCGUCUAGGAGGUGGCUUCUCUUUGCCGGACUGGGCUGGGAGCCUCUAUGGGCAAAGGCAGCAGCAUCUCCUCCCACUCGCUGGUGGUGCUGCUUGUGCCCCCCUCGCAGCUCCUGCCUUGUCCCCCUCUGCCCAGCCUCCAGAGACAGGCAGUGGCUGGGCCAGCAUGGGCCUCACCUGAGUCCUCUAUGGCCACACACAGCGUCACGCCUCUUCCGCUCCCUCGCUGCUUCUUCACGGGACUCUGGUGCCGCAGGGGCACUGACUGGUUGCAAAAGCAGAGCCCCUUCACUGCCCCCAACUGCAGCUUGCGCCAGUGCAGGACACAGGUGCUCUCCUGCCGCUCUCCUCUGCCCUCUGCCAUUCCUGGAGCCCAGAAGCAAGCCUCUUCCCCCUGCCUCCAGACGCCAGUCCGUCCUCCAGCCUGACGGGGCGGGGAGAGGAGGGGAGCCCAAUGGGACUCUGCAGACUGACCUGGGCAACAGCCACGGACCUCUUCGUUCUGCUCCGGACAGGCCUCAUGGCUACUUGCUGCAGGGCAAGGGGCUGCCUCUGGGCCACUGAAGGAGCAAGGAAGAUUGGGGGGCACAUCCAGCUGGCCUGGAUCCUAGUGGUGGAGGAGCUGGGGCCCUCCCCCUUGCUGCCCACUGGUCUGAUGUGAAGUUGGCACUGAAUUUUGCAGGGUUGCUGGGAGCCGGGUGCGUGUGUGUGGCGCUUGCUCUCCUCUCUGCCUGGGGAGGGAGCAGCUCCUGCUUUGCAAAGCAAUAAAUAGGCUGGCGGGGGGGCCUAGACUGAGCUCCAGGGAGGCAAGCUUGAUGAAUGUUCCCCUAUCCCUUUCUUGAAAGGGAUGCCACAAGCUUGCCCACCCCUCUCCAUCCGUAGCUAUUUGGGGAUCUCUCAGGCCAAGGGGGGUCAGGGUGGCGGAUGUCUUUGCCCCGAAGGUACUUGGGCUAACCCUGAUCCUCUUCUACUGGCAGCCUGGUGGAGCCUCUGCGCCCCCUGGUGGCCGACAAUCACUCCACAGGGAGGGCCAUUUACUCACACGUAGUGACAAUGGCAAGGAUGACACAGCCUGUUUUGUGUGUUCUGAACAACCUCCUCCCCUGCUGUCUUGUCUCUUAAAAAAAGAAAGGAAAACCCAGACAUGGUUUGAGUGCUGAUUUCACAAAUCUGUCAUCAAAAGAGCCUUCCUCCUAGGGCAGGGAAGGGUUGGCUGCUCUGACUAGCAGCUGCUUCGGUGGGGCAGGACAGGGAUGUGGGUCUUCCACAUCUUGCACUCCCUGGGAUUGAAACUCCCCCACUCCCCUUUAUUAGAAGGAUGGGUGGGGGUGAUACCCUGCUCCCUCCCUCCCUCCCUCUUUGUUUCUGAAAUGCAGACAGGGAAGGGGAGGAGAAGAGGCAAACCUUUAACCAAGAGAAGCUCUGGCGGCAGCAGAGGGAGUCUGCUGUGAUCCAUUAUUGAGGUGGGGAGUGGGGCUCAUCACUGGGGUGUGGGGGGAGUUAAACUGGAGCUAACCGAGGGGAGAUUCGGAACCUGAAGAGCAAGGGCUACCACCAGUGUAAGCGCACAAGCACAAACAUGCGGUGAGAGGUUGCAUUAUUUUUAAAGCAGUGGCUGCAGUUUUCUCUUAGGCUGCUUCUGCCCCAACCUCUUCUUGCAGAAACCUUCCAGGUCACUCCAGGGGCUCUUCUCUCCCCAUCUGGGGAGGGGGGAAGGAAAUGGGCAGGAAGCUUAACCUCCCAGGCCAGGAUGCUAAGGCAGGGGGAGAAGACCCUCUUACAGGAACCUCCCCCCCCCCCGCCGCCUUCCAGAAGUGGUGUCAGCUGCAGAACUGGCCUCUUCCUCCAGCUCUGAUGCCCCGAGCCUCACACGCCCCCCCCCCACUUCUCCCUGCCCCAUCACCCUCAGGGCUGCCACCUGCCAGCUCCUCCCCGCUCUCUUGUCCUGGCAAGCAAAGGCUGGCACCCUCUGCUAGGCCUGCCCAGCUGCAGAGACAGAGCCCACCUCUGCCAGCAGUGAGCUUUGGGGAGGGGGAGAGAGAGAGGUAAGGGCUGAUUGGAAGAGAGCCCCUUUGAACACACGAGGUGCCAGCAGGCACCCUGACAUUUGCAGGACAAGAAAAAAGUGUGUCACCUGUGCCAGGAGAGCUCAGCCCAGUGAAGGCUGAGCAUGCUCAAUAGCCACAGCAUUGCAUCUGUCCUUGGGCAUAACACUGGGAAGCUCUGGUGGGCCUUCCAUCCCCUGGGCUGUGCUAAAAGAGCUGUCAAAGGAUGAGAGAUGCUCCUCCACCCCAUUUCUUGGCCCCAGAGCAGCCAAUAUUCAUAAAACACGCUCCCUGUAAAACAGCU